Polypterus senegalus (gray bichir) is the source of this 2999-nucleotide messenger RNA. RefSeq names its product protein NATD1 (gene natd1). Lineage: Eukaryota; Metazoa; Chordata; Cladistia; Polypteriformes; Polypteridae. The transcript has 3 exons. The record is from RefSeq and is a predicted model, not a curated record. The coding region runs from base 177 to 509 and encodes 110 amino acids.
CGUGACGCUACAGCUGAUUUCCUCGGCUUUCUCCGUGUGUGUGUUUGUUGUGCCCGUCUUGCUCGUCGUUGAGACACCAUGGAUCACAGCGGCUUCGCUUCGUUGUCGUUUUCGGCCUUUUGACACGAAGCCACUUUGUUUUCGUCUUCCUUUUUCGUGUAAAAACUGACUGCGGUAUGGCACAGGCGGCCCACAUUAACCUGCUGGAGCUCAGCUGCCCCGUGAAGGUGGAGCACGACAGGAAGAGAAGGCAGUUUACUGUCAGGCUGAACGGCUCACAUGACCACGCUGUCUUGCUGUAUGAAUACAUUGGGAAAAAGAUGGUUGAUCUGCAGCACACCGAGGUGCCUGAUGCCUACCGAGGAAGAGGGAUUGCGAAGCACUUGGCAAAGGCGGCCAUGGACUUUGUCGUCGAAGAAGAUCUGAAAGCCCACCUGACCUGCUGGUACAUUCAAAAGUUUGUUAAGGAGAACCCGCAGCCUCAGUACUUGGAGCGCAUCCUGCACUGACGUCCCCACGGACCAGACAGGCUGCACUGGGACCACUAAGCCCCCUUCGGGAUGAAUGCGGCUCGCUGGUCGGCACUCUAGACGCUCAGACUUUUCUCCUUGGAGCUCACUGCCGGUUCAGGCUCUUGGCACGAGAAGAGGCGCCAGCCACGUACCACCCGGCCAACCGCUGCCUCACUUGAAGGGCUAAGGCUCCCCGGUGAUCUUUUGUACAAUUGUAGCCGAAAAAAAACUGAAAAGUAGCAGCGUAGCUUGUGUUGUUUGGAUCAAAGGAGCGUGUGCCAUGGGCUUCAUACCAGCGCAGCGAGAAGGCGGCUCAGACGCCAAGGCCUCUCUCUGCCCAAGUGGACCUUCACGGACCAUCGAAGGAACAGCUCAGUGGUACAAACACACGGCGAGGAAAAGGAAACUGCCGGCUACCGUGGGCAUCUAGCAAACGGCCUGGUGGUCUCACGGCACUGCCGUUAACUCUCAGGAGGUCUCUCACCCAGCCUCGUUCAGCUGGCACUCCUUGCAUCCAUCGGGCACCGACUCGUGUGUGAACUGCUAGUACUAACCGAUAACCCGCUGGUGUGAGUGACGGGCGGGCGCUGCUGGAGUGGUGACGUCAAGUCGCAGGUCAGCUCUCAACAUGGAUUCUGCUGUUCCUCCGCGGCGGUUGGCAAGAGAGUGCCACCCCGCUAGUUUGUCUCUUUUCCUAUUCCUGUCUCAAGCAGCUCCUCAGCGUCCUUUGGUCGCAGAGCCCACACUUGUAAAGUUGGCUCACAUUGGACCCUCUGCUUUACCCCCAAGUUCACAGCACAGCUUUGACUUGCAUGAAACCGGAUGUGACGUCCGAGCAGCAACUUGCCAGCCGACCCACAGACUGAUGGCUGCGCCUGCCCCUUGAAGGAGAGGUGCUUGGUGUUUAUGUGCCCGCUCAGGUCGAGGGGGGGCACAGUGGGUGGCAGGGAGCAGCUUUCUCCACAUCACUAGCCUUGCUCAUUGUGCUCCUGCUGAUGAAGAGGAGUCGAGUCGAGCAGAUGCAACGCCUUAUCACCUUGUUUGACUCUUUGAUUCACCAAACAAAGUACUGGCGAUGGCAACAAAAUGGGGCAAGAGUGGCACAGCAGGCCCUCGACCACCCAAACCUGCUAACCCUUCUCCUUUUUAAAAAUGGGGGGACAAAGAGUCAGGUGGUCUGUCAUCCGAAUGUGCCAGUUGGGCCUCUCAUAAGUGCCAUCUUUGCCCCCUGCGAAGGGCCUGUCUGAAUGGCAUUGCCAGGGGGGUCAGAACACUCUGCUGUCUUCCACACUUGGGACUUGCUGCUUUGAGUUGAAGUGUGUGUGUGUGUGUGUGUUUUACUUGAUUACGACACUUCAGGUGCUCACGUGGAGAGAUGUGCCACACCUGUGUGUGUGUUAUGCACUUCAGAGGGCACAUCCAGUGUCAGGAGGGUCACGAUGGCAGUCCUCCAAUCACCCUGCAGCCGGUGGUCCGACACUUGAUGUGAAAAAGGGCUGCGCUGACUGUCGGCACCUCACUCACCCUGCGUCCUCGUCACUUGCCCGCUGGCCCCUUGGCACUUGAGCACGUGUGUCCCUUCAGGAUGUCGUGGCUGGCGAAGCAAAGCCAAGGUGUCAGCCACCCUUGCAGUCGGUUGUCCCUCCCUUCACCCCCACAUCCUCUGUGUUUUCCCUCAAGUGCUAUUUGACUGUUACUUACGGGCAGUGGAGGGUCCACGGUUACCUGUUCACCAAAGUGUCAGGGGGUGGCAGCGUCCCCCAAGAGGUGUCCUGUUGUAGCACUCGCCUUUAGCUGGCUUACCUGUAAAGGAAGCUCUGUGUGUGUGUGUGUGUGUUUGCUGCACAAGUCUCACUUUGGUGAUGUUAAUGGCUGUGUGCCCGCCAGCACGUGUGCCACUAGGACAGGCUUGUAGCCUUCCAGUGAUCAAACGAGUUCCACAAAAUGGACGGACAGAAUGUUAAUGUUCAGGUAACCCCCCCCCAGAAUGAGCACACUACUGGUCUGGCCUGCUGUCCAGUGACCCUCGCACAUUGUGAAGGUGCCAGGCUAGCGCUUACCCAGAACGUGCCCAGUGAAGGCUGUGAUGUGCAGGAGAUGGUGAGGCGCUUUCUGUCUCUCUGACUGACUGAUGCGGAGUCUUUUGUGAAGCUCAGCCUUUGUGGCACCAAAUGUAAAGCGACGGACCACCUUGAAGGGGGCGGGGGGGCCGUAUGGAUCAGGUCUUCUCGGACCAUCUGCCCCACCCUGGGUGGCCCUGCAGGACUUUGCCCCGUGUGAUGCCUCGCCCGCUGAUUCUCCACUCUGCGUGAGUUUUGGAGGUCGCCAGCUUUCCAAGAACUUUCCUGCGGAUUUGUAAUACUUUGUGUCUUUCCUUUCCUUUCCUUUUCUUUUUAAUUGUGUAACUUUGAUGGUAUUUUUACUCCUAGCUGGUUUUUUAAGCCGCCUGUUUUUCACAUUUCUAAUAAAUCUUUCUCUUGACUCUUC